This is a messenger RNA of Ochotona curzoniae (black-lipped pika), 8131 nucleotides long. It is a transcript of the gene PPP1R12B, whose product is annotated as protein phosphatase 1 regulatory subunit 12B. Gene Ontology annotation, biological process: signal transduction. The coding region runs from base 137 to 3253 and encodes 1038 amino acids. The record is from RefSeq and is a predicted model, not a curated record. Gene Ontology annotation, cellular component: A band; Z disc; cytoplasm. Lineage: Eukaryota; Metazoa; Chordata; Mammalia; Lagomorpha; Ochotonidae. The transcript has 25 exons. Gene Ontology annotation, molecular function: protein kinase binding; enzyme inhibitor activity; phosphatase regulator activity.
AGGAGUAAAGAUGGCGGUGCGGCGGUCUCCGCCUUCUGCUCCCGACUGAAGCGCUCGGAGGGAGGCGGGCAGUGGCAAUCGGAGCCGCUACAGCGAUCCAGUGCUGAUAGUAUCGGCCGCCGCCGAGGCCGGAACCAUGGCGGAGCUGGAGCACCUGGGCGGGAAGCGGGCCGAGUCGGCGCGAAUGCGGCGGGCUGAGCAGCUGCGUCGCUGGCGGGGCUCGCUGACAGAGCAGGAGCCCGCGGAGCGGCAGCCGCCGACGAGGCGCGGGAGCCCCCGGGUCCGCUUUGAGGACGGCGCGGUCUUCCUGGCCGCCUGCUCCAGCGGGGACACCGACGAGGUGCGAAAGCUGCUGGCCAGGGGUGCCGACAUCAACACGGUCAACGUGGACGGCUUGACAGCCCUGCACCAGGCCUGUAUUGAUGAGAAUUUGGACAUGGUAAAAUUUCUGGUGGAGAACAGAGCCAAUGUCAACCAGCAGGACAACGAGGGUUGGACACCACUUCACGCGGCAGCUUCCUGUGGCUAUCUCAACAUAGCAGAAUAUUUCCUUAACCACGGAGCCAGUGUGGGCAUUGUGAACAAUGAGGGCGAAGUCCCCUCUGACCUUGCCGAAGAACCUGCCAUGAAGGAUCUCCUCUUAGAGCAAGUGAAGAAGCAAGGAGUCGACCUGGAGCAGUCAAGAAAAGAAGAGGAGCAGCAGAUGUUGCAGGAUGCACGCCAGUGGCUCAAUAGUGGGAAAGUAGAAGACGUGAGGCAGGCACGCUCUGGGGCCACUGCACUCCACGUGGCUGCUGCCAAGGGCUAUGCUGAAGUACUCAGGCUCCUGAUUCAGGCUGGCUGUGAACUCAACGUUCAGGAUCAUGACGGCUGGACUCCCCUGCACGCGGCUGCACACUGGGGAGUCAAGGAGGCCUGCUCCAUCCUGGCUGAGGCUCUCUGUGACAUGGAUGUCCGGAACAAGCUGGGCCAGACACCAUUUGACGUGGCUGAUGAGGGUCUUGUGGAGCACUUGGAGAUGCUCCAGAAGAAGCAGAAUGUGCUUCGAAGUGAGAAGGAGACACGGAAUAAACUCAUUGAGUCAGAUCUGAACAGCAAGUUGCAGAGUGGAUUCUUUAAGAACAAGGAAAAGCUGCUUUACGAGGAGGAGCCCCCCAAGUCUCAGGACACAGAGGAGGAAAACAAAGAAUCCAGCAGCUCCAGCUCAGAGGAAGAGGAGGGUGAAGAUGAAGCUUCAGAAUCAGAAAAUGAGAAGGAGGCAGAUAAAAAGCCAGAAGCCGUUGUCAACCAUUCCAACUCUGAGAGCAGAAGUAUUAUGGAGCAGACACCAACACCAGCUCAGAAUGCCUUCUCGGCUUUUUCUACUAGGAGAUUCUCCUCCAGCCUUUUUAAUAAGUCAGAAGAGCCCAAAGAUGAAUCCCCUUCUUCAUGGAGGCUGGGACUAAGAAAAACUGGCAGCCACAACGUGCUGAGUGAGGGCGCCAAUUCCAGGGAGGCGCUAAGGGACCGGGGCUCCUCCAUCCAUCGCUCCUCGUCAAGCCCGCGGAUUUCUGCUCUGCUCGACAACAAAGAAAAGGAGAGAGAAAAUCGAAGCUAUUUUAGUUCACUAGCAUCCCGGAGGCUCAACAGCACAAGUGACGUUGAAGAGAAGGAGAACAGAGAAUCAGCUGUGAACCUGGUGAGGAGCGGCUCCUAUCCCCGGCAACUGUGGAGGGAUGAGGCCAAGGGAAAUGAAGCCCCGCAAACGAUUGCUCCUUCUGCCUACGUGUCAACCUACUUGAAAAGUGCUUCAUUUGGUAGAAGUAGUGACCCCACAAGUCCCUACAUUUCAGCCAAUCGCACUUCAUCUCCUGCUACCUCACCCAUUACCAUUGGUUCAUCUACCUCUCGGGGCAGCCAGUGGCAACCUGCCUCUUCUUGCUCUACACCAAUCAGUGCAAACACUACUGCAUCUGUACACCAUGGCAGGACCCCUUACAAAUCCCAGGCUGACUCAACAGCAGAGAAAACAGCAGACAGUGUCUCUCCUAGCACCCCGCUCUGUGUCAUCACCAAUCGCCCUCUUCCUAGCACUGCCAAUGGAGUGACAGCCACCACUGUGCCUGCCUCCGCUGGAACGGACUCCUCUGUGGAAGCCAGGGAGAAGAGAAGGUCCUAUCUGACUCCCGUACGGGAUGAGGAAGCAGAGUCCUUACGGAAGGCCCGUUCCAGACAAGCUCGGCAGACGCGAAGGUCUACUCAAGGGGUUACCCUAACAGACCUUCAAGAAGCAGAAAGGACAUUCAGCCGGUCAAAGGCCGAGAAGCAGGCUCAGGAGCAACCUGGCGAGAAGCCUGUCGACCCUGAAGGGUUUGAGGAGAGCACCGGGAAGCAUGAGCCCUCAGCAGCCCCAGCAGAGGAGGCUGCAGAAGGUCAGCAGCCCUGGGCCCGGGGUCUGGAUGAAGAGCCUGUUUAUCGUCGCUUGAGGUAUUCAUCUCAGCCAGACAAACCCACAACCCCAGUAUCUCCUACUGCUUCAAGACCCUCACUCUACACCAGUUCCCACCUGUCAGGGACAAGUAGAUCUUCAGCCCCUGAGUCGGAGAGUUCAGAGACAGCUGAGAGCACUGUAGGCGCAAAGGAGAUGGACAGAAAUGAGGGUGAAGAAGCAGACUUGGAUGACCAGUCCUCCAAUAAGCUGUCCAUCCGCGAGAGGAGGCGGCCCAGGGAGCGGCGGAGAGGCACGGGCAUCAAUUUCUGGACAAAUGAUGACGAUGCCACUGAUGUCUCUGAAGAGGUCAAGCAGGCAUGGCAUGAAAGACUUUCUAGGUUGGAAUCUGGAGGUAGUAGUAACCCUACAACCAGCGAUCCUUACAGCGACCGAGCAUCAGCAAGAGCCCGCCGCGAGGCCCGCGAGGCCCGUCUGGCCACCCUGACCAGCCGUGUGGAGGAGGACAGCAACAGGGACUACAAAAAACUCUACGAAAGCGCCCUGACUGAAAACCAAAAACUGAAAACAAAACUUCAGGAGGCUCAGCUAGAACUGGCAGAUAUAAAAUCCAAGCUUGAGAAGAUGGCCCAGCAGAAACAAGAGAAGACCUCUGACCGGUCGUCCAUGCUAGAGAUGGAGAAGCGGGAGAGGCGAGCCUUGGAGCGGAAGAUGUCGGAAAUGGAAGAAGAGAUGAAGGUGUUAACAGAACUGAAAUCCGACAACCAGAGGCUGAAAGACGAAAACGGUGCCCUCAUUAGAGUCAUCAGCAAACUGUCGAAAUAGACACGGGCCCAGCUACAGAAAGACGGGAUUGCCUUGGCGGCCCAGGCCCCUCACUUCCAGCCAUCGCCUUCCAACCAAAGGAAGUGAAUGUUUUGGUGGAAGGACCUGCUUGGGUCACCUCCUCUGCACUGUACAUUCUCUGCACUCAGAAUGCCCUGCUCCUCCCACGCCCUCACUUGCAGUUGUAUGAGUUUGAAUUGAAGCAUGUUUGUGAUCAUGUGAGCCAUCUGGAGAAGGCCUUGGGGGAGGACCUCCAGCCAGCUGUGGACCCCCAGCUUCUUGCUGCUCAGCCGUUGUGGUUCACACUGGAUUUGGUCCAAACACUUAGGGCUUCUCCACAACCCAGCGGCCUCUGAUGCAGGUGAGUCCUGUGGUGGCCAGGCCAGGAUGCUGUCUGGGGCACAAGGAGACACAACAGGAUGCGCCCUCAGGCUGUGUGUGCUGAGUCCAAGGUCAUGGUGGCUCUGCAUUGAGGCUCUAUUCCUCACCUCUCAGGAACUGGCUGAUUUUUUUCUGUCUACAACCAAGUAAUAUCCCAAGCCAGUCUUAACCCCUUCGCCACUUCCUUUCUUUUCUUUCCUGUUACUCUUUCUUCUGCCUCUGCUCCCUUCCCCUGACCCCCUGGUGGAGAAGCCAAAACACAGCACCGGACCUCAGUUGUUUGGAGCUGUUACAGGAAAGCGUUAAGGUGGAGACUAGAAGAUCACCAUACUGGUGUCUUGGUGGCACCACCAGCCCCUGUCCCCCAAAUCCCAGACCACAGCCCAAGUGUCAGCCCACUGUUCUCAUUUCCCCCAACAAAAUUAUUUUAUUUAUAAGAAACCUGGACUGUCAGUCCUCACUUCCGCCUUGCCUCCCUUUGGCCUUCUUUCCCCAUUCACUCUGGCAGCUUCCCCGAGUGAUAAAUGAAGUCACUGCAAAGAGGCACGAAGGGCAGGGAGGGUGCACUGCCGCAGGUGGACUAGAGUGGAGUGGGCCGGGAAGAUAAGCCUGUGAAAGUAGGGUAGCUGAUGGCACUAGGAACAUUGUGACAAAGAAGACAGCUUAUGCUGGGCUGAGAAUGGUUGUGAAUUUUAUUACUUCUAGUGAUUGGAUUUAGGAAAGAGGUGUUUGCUUCCUUGGAAGCCAAGAGGAACAGUGACAGCUUCCUAGAAAUGGAAUAGUUUCAACCCAGGGAUGAGGAUCAUGGCAUUUUAGAGUGGAGAGGCCCAGAAGCCUUUGGUUCGAUUUUCUAUUGUUGUGUACCAGGGACCCCUGUGGUCAGUCAGCUGCUGGGGUCUGGGCACCAAUUACCAUAAGGUUGAGCAACUCAAACCACUGGUUUCUCCUAACGGGAGCAGAAGUCUGCCUGUGGUUCUUUCUGUUGUCUGGAUCUGCCCUUGGGAGCUCUUCAUUGUCCCGGCCCUCACAGCAUGGCCACACUGUCAUGCCUGUCACAUCUUGGCCAAGCUCCCCUUUUAGAAUAUGCCCAGAGCUGGACAGAAUACACCAUCAGUUCAGCACAAAAUGAAUCCAUUCAUUCUUGAUGAUGGUCCGUUAUUAAUAUGUAACAUCUUUGCCUUUUCUAAGAGUUGUAUCCCUUGAAUCAUAGUCAGUGUGCAGGCCAUUUAAGUCCUCAUCUUUUAGGGUUGCCAGUGAUCUUUGGUGCUUAGAGUGACCUAGUCUCUCAACAUAUACUACCUCCGCUUGUUUACUGCUUACCUGAGAGUAGCAUUGCAAUUCCCCACACACACCCCACAGCCUUGGAAACGUUACGUGCAGUUAAAGCCCAAAGCUGUAGUUCAAAAUCCCAAUUUCAGAAUAGGAGCUCUGACAAAGCCCCAUGUUUACAGCAUGCAAAAUUCUCACUUCCAUCUCCACCUGUUUUCUAAGAAAAGCUACUCUUAGCCUUGGAACAUUGGGUUUCAUGGGAGCACCAUACGCUUGGUCUUCAUGGAAGGCUCAACCCUCCCACUCAGCAUUUUCUUCAUUCUAGGAAGAGGAAGAGGAAACGACCACAGGAGUUUCCUAGUGGAUUCCAGCACGUCUUGGAUACAGGGGAAGAAAGGAUAGCAACUUCUCUCUCAGGAAAAAGUAAAAGAUAUUAGGGAAACAUUGGAACCCUCCCCCAGUCCACAGUCCCAGAAAUGAAGUUAGAAAGUUCCCUCAGGUCUGUGUGUGCCUUCCAGAUACCAGAGGAAGGUUCUGAAAACUCUUAGGCCAGUGUUAACACCACUGCUGCUUCAUGCUUAUUCCAAGUUUUUCUUGUGACAAGAUUUGCAAGCUUUUUAAUCUCAGGAGUGCUAUAUUCUAUAGGCAGGAACUGAUGAAAACAAAAUGCAUCCUAGGUCAUUUCAUGCACUUUUUCUUAUGCAAUGGAUAAACUCUGAGUUCUCAUCUUUGUCCAGAGAGAAAAAUGCCGUUUCUCCCCGGACACAGUGACUGGAAGGCCCGGAAGGCAGUGGAUACAGAGCUUGUUGCUGCCAGCUGUGCUCUGGCUUUGGCAUCUGAGCUGCUUGGCCAGUCAUCUGCUAUUGGUCUUGUCAGUGGCCACAGCCCCAGCCCCCCAUCAUCGGCUGCUAGUUUGAAUACUCCUGGGUGCCCCAGAAAGCUCCAGCUGGCGGGGUAGCACAGGCGUGGCCCACACGUGUGGGGCUGCAGUCUGUCACUUGGUCUUGUGUGGUCUGUGGGAAUGGGGAUGCUCGUACUCAGCAGAGCUUCACACCCUCUGUCCUCAUGAACUUGGUAUUUUUCAAUAUCCGGACCACUCCUUUGGGAAUAGCAAUUUGGCCAUUCCAGAGAGCACCGGAGAAUGCUGGCCCCAGCUCUGCCCCAGCCCUAGCGGGAGGGCCUGAGCUCAGCAGUUGACGGCGCAACCAUGCCCUGGCUCUCCUGGGCCAGGUUCAUCUGACAGUUCCUGUCUUGCUCUAUCCUACUGUGGGUGUCUGGUGCUUUUCUGGCCCUCCCCAAGUUUCUGUCCCUGCCCCACCCUGUGUUUAGAGAGACCUGGAUGCAGUCGCUGGCGAGGCAGCACGUCUGUGGCAGCAUUUUUCCCGCUCUCCCCUGCGCCAAACAAAAUGUGUGCUGACUGGACAGUGAGUGCUCAGAAAGAAGGUGACUACAACCCCACGUCAUGGCCCAGUGCCCCAGCGCAGCACCCACUACUGGCUGUUUCUCCACCAGGGACAUUUGUUUAAGCUAGAGAUGAGGGAAGAAGAGACUCUCAGGGCUGGGCAUUUGUUCAACCUCUGCAUUUCUGGUGCCUUCGCAGCCUCUCCUGGCUGCAAAGACUGGACACAGUCAGAGAAAGCCAGUGUCUCAGCCCUAACCCCGCGGGCAGGAGCCUGUCCUGACGGAGCUAUAGAAGAGCAGGCUAGCGAAAAUGCCACUAGCUACAUAGCUGUUGGCCUGCUCUGCUCCUCAGGCGGGAGAGCCUGGGGUUGUUCCCCAGUUCUGCUGCAGAGUGCACAGGCUGCCCUGCAGCUUCCUGCUGGGGCCACCCUGCGGGACCCCAGGUCCUCCUACAGCCCAAGAGGAGAGGCACCUGCGGCCCUGCUCAGGCCAGUUAUAACUACAGUCAGAGUAGUUACAGGAGGGAAAGCGGGGCCCAGGCUCACCCCUCAAACACGGUGCGUCCCUCUGACCCAUUGAUAAGGCGCUCUGAGGACAGGUGAGGCCUGCUCAUGGCUGUGUGACCCUGGGCAAGAGCAUCUCUCAAGUCACCUUUGGUCUAAAAUUCUGUGACUUACUCGUUCCUAGGGAAGAUCUGUUCAUCUCUUGAACUUGGAAUUCCUGCUUCAAAAUUCUUUUCUAAACUAAAAAAUACAAGAGUUAAUAAUUCCUGUUUUCAUAUGGAUUCAAACUGUUUCACCUCAGCAUGUCAAGGUUGGCUUCUCAUCCUUGUUGGCAAGUGAAUUUCAUACUGCGGGUAACUGAGUGUGACUGCCUUCCCUUCUAAUGGUUUAGUAAGAAUAUUCAAACCUGUGGAGGUGGCAGUGGAGCUCACAGGGAAGUGUAUGGGAAACAGCUUGUUGCAGGCAGCCUUCGGACAAAUGGUUUUAAUAGGAAAUAGAGCCCUCUGCAUUCUCUAAUGGGAUCUACCGUGGCCCCUAACACCCAAGCAGUAGACUAAUUGCAUUUCUACUUAGCACCAGCAGGCCCACAGUCUUGAACUCCCUGCCAGCAGCAGGAGAAUUUCCCUCAGUAAAAACCUCACUCAUUAAUUCCGCUGAGCAGCUCCUCUGGACUCGAGGGCUCUGGUGCUGUUGCAGUCUUCGGUUAAAAAGCAGGUGUGCAGAGGAGGCUGCCAAAGCAGCAGGCAUUUGCCAACCACAGUCCACUGUGUCAAAAGCCCCCUUGGGAGCAGUGCAAAGGGGUGGAGGCUCUGGGCUGUGUCCUGUGAUGAGAGGAAGGCAGACAUGUAGGCUUUGAGUGCAGAGCAGAGUGGAGACUACAAACCCUGGCAGGGAGGGGUCUCCCAGAGGCAAAUGUGGGCAGUGGAAAUGAGUGUUGUGCCACUGGUGACUUGGCUGAGUGGAGGUUUAAAUGAGCUGCCCUGAAGGGUAUUGACACUGUUUGGGAACAGUAGACCCUGUCAGGGACAACUGUUGACCGCCUGCGUCCUGAUUGGAUGGGAAGUAGAUCAAAUUCCUGGCAGCCCAGGAGCUGACACUGUUCCAGCUGCUAGGAAACACGGUGAUCCCUGUGGCAUACCAAGAAAAGGCGUGUUCACCUCUCCUCCAAGAUUGGUGGUGGAGGGCUUACAGCCAGGUCCCCAAGACCCUCCUUGGGGAGAGCUGGUGAGAUGUGGGUGUGUCUGAAAAUAGCAUUGCUGAUGCAUGUUCUGAUUUGGCCGAAGAAGUUAGCAGUUGGCGGGUUAUUCGUGCCUCUAGCCUAUGU